AAUUGGCCCUUUAGAGGAGAAGGCGGCCAACGACGGCGGGCACUCCGAACGGCCAUUGGCCGGCAGGCGGGCCGGCGUCGGCGCGCGCGUUCGAACUGGUGCGUGGCGGCGUUGCCAUGGGGACGUGGCCUGGCCGGCCCGGGAGGCUAGUUGACCGGACCCUCAGGUAGCCCGGCCUUAGGGCUUUCUCCCGGCGGCGUUAAUUCUCUUGCCCGCCGAGGAAGCUGACUGAGGAGGAGGCCGUCAGGCCCUGAGGUAGCUAUCUGUUAUGUUGACAGAUAAAUGGUUCUGCCCAGGAACACUCCUUUAAUCCCAGCACUCUGGAGGCAGAGAGUUCGUCUAAAGCUGGUCAGGAAAUGGCAUCCUGGUUGUAUGAGUGUCUUUGUGAAGCUGAGCUUGCACAGUAUUAUCCUCAUUUUACUGCACUUGGCCUUCAGGAAAUUGAUGACUUAGCCAAAGUCACAAUGAAGGACUACUCCAGAUUGGGGGUCCAUGGCAUGAGCGACCGCAAACGUCUUUUCCAACUUAUCGAAAUCGUUAAGACUAUGCAGGAGGAAGACAAAGCUGUCAGUAGCCCAGAGCACCCUCUUCAGGGAAGCAGCCUAUACACUAAACCUCAGGAAUUCAGAUCGGGCCCCCGAAGACAACUGCACUUUGAUUCUCCUGCUGACAGCAAAGACAGAAUGGCCAGCAAUGAAAUGUGCAGUUUAUCAGACUUGUCUGUAGAUGAGCAGAAGUCCACUUACCUGAAAGUACUGGGACACGCGCUAUCAGAUGACUCCCAGUGCCAGCAAAAGCUGAGACCCUCGAGUGCUUCUGCUGCUGAUGCUUGUAUGCAGACGGAAACUAGCUGUGCUCUCUUUUCAUCAGAUUACUUUUCUCCCAAACUAGGAAAUUGUGAUAGUCCCGUUAUUCAAAGAGUCUUGCCUGUUCCAGGGUAUAACUAUGGAAUCCCUCAUUCCUCUGCCAGACAGAUCACCUCAGAAAAUCCUUGGACCGAAAUGGAGAAAAUCAGAGUUUGUGUUCGAAAACGGCCUUUAGGUGUAAGGGAAAUACGUCGUGGGGAAGUCAAUGUCAUUACUGUAGAAGAUAAAGAAACUCUCCUUGUACAUGAGAAAAAAGAAGCUGUUGACCUCACACAAUAUAUUCUUCAGCAUGUUUUUUAUUUUGAUGAAGUCUUCGGUGAGGCAUGCAACAAUCAAGAUGUAUACCUGAAGACUGCUCACCCACUCAUUCAGCAUAUUUUCAACGGAGGCAAUGCCACUUGCUUCGCAUAUGGACAGACAGGUGCUGGGAAAACCUAUACCAUGAUAGGAACUCACCAAAACCCGGGAUUGUAUGCUCUGGCUGCCAGAGAUAUCUUUAGGCAGCUCAGAGUGUCCCAGUCAAGAAGGAACCUGUUUGUGUGGAUCAGCUUCUACGAGAUCUACUGUGGACAACUGUAUGACCUCCUGAAUAGAAGAAAACGCCUCUUCGCAAGAGAAGAUAGCAAGCAUGUGGUGCAGAUAGCUGGCCUUCAAGAGCUCCAGGUGGAUAGUGUGGAGCCCCUCUUACAGGUGAUCUUAAAGGGCAGUAAGGAACGCAGCACUGGGGCCACUGGCGUCAACGCAGACUCCUCCCGCUCCCAUGCUAUCAUACAAAUCCAGAUCAAAGAUUCAGCCAAGAGCACAUUUGGCAGGAUCUCUUUCAUUGAUUUGGCUGGGAGUGAGAGAGCAGCAGAUGCCAGGGACUCAGACCGACAGACCAAGAUGGAAGGCGCAGAAAUAAACCAGAGUCUUUUGGCUCUGAAAGAAUGUAUCCGAGCAUUGGACCAGGAACAUACCCAUACACCUUUCAGGCAGAGCAAACUGACUCAGGUCCUGAAGGACUCUUUCAUUGGCAAUGCCAAAACUUGCAUGAUCGCCAACAUCUCACCAAGUCACAUUGCCACGGAGUAUACAUUAAAUACCUUGCGCUAUGCUGACCGGGUGAAGGAACUAAAGAAAGGUGUCAAGUGUGCUUCAGCUGCCAGUCAAAAUCUGACAUCUGGAAACUCUUCUCCAAAACGAAUUCAGAGCUUCCCUGUUGCCCUGGCAGGGGACAAGUGCUCCCCCAAAAAAGUUAAACUGGGGCUUCAUGUGGUCCCAGGCCCUACAAGAGUUAAAGCCCAACCUUUGGCCAGCCAUGCUGCCAACAUCCCCUUCACCUCUGGGCCUAAAACUCCUGGUAAAUGGAGUAGCUCCCGAGGAAGGCCCACCCCAGAGUGGGACAUGAAGGCUAGCCCUUGCAAAGGGGCCAUGAGAUCUGGCCUUUUAAUCAAAAAGGAAGCAGAGUCAGGACCCUUGUGCUCUGAGAAAAGUCACAUUGGCAACAAGAUUGCUGUUGGGUGGGAGGGCAGGGCCUCCAGGCCAAGAGAAGGCCUGCUGCAUGCCAGGCCGCCCACCAGAGGGAAGAAGGUACAGGCAGUGCAGCCAGUGCAGAAGCAGCUACUCUCCCGAGCGCGGCUCCUUGGCAACAGCCACCACUUAGUAGCCAGUCAGGACAGCAAGGUGGGUGCACCUGCCAGGCUUGCCCCUGAAGCUUGGACAAAUCCCUUUCCCCAGCAGAAGGAAAGGGAAGAACAUUUGCGAUUUUACCACCAGCAGUUCCAGCAGCCACCCCUCCUCAAGCAGAAGCUAAAAUACCAACCACUGGAAAGGCUUUUAUGCCAGCAUAGGGGGCCCUCAGAAGGUCGGCUCCAAAACGAGACUGGUGCUCCACUCCACUCUAAUCUUGAGAGUCAUCCUGCAGCCCCGGCUGAGGAUCUUGAUGAUAGUGAUUUCAGUGAGGACUCGUUUUCACAUGUCUCCACUCAGCCAACCAUGAAGCAGAAAAGCAACUUGGAGAAGAAUUCCUUUUUCCUUCAUCAGGACAGGGAGCACAGCCUUGAGGAAAAGGAGGCUGAAAGGCAAUGUUUGCUUUUCAGCUCUAAAAUGGAUGGUGAUGAGAAGAGGUCAGCUGACAGUUGGGUGUAUUCCAAGGGCCCCAUCAUCAGCCACAGAAGAGGUGCACUCAGUCAAAGCCACAGUCCAAGUAUGGUGUGCUCAGACUGCAGUCAGGAGAAAGACUGUGCCUCCACAGGGCCUUCUCCCAAGGACAAGUGGGCCCAGAAACCUUCCUCUGCACAGGAAGAUUUUGUGCAUCACCAAGAAACAGGUGAAGCUCAAGCCUUUGACAUGAGACUGGAGGGCUUCAGAAGCGAGGUUCCUGGACAGACUGAGGGCAGCUUGCCAUCUCCAGAAAAUGGGCUCUCUUUCCCAUUAUCCCACAUGGCAGUUUCAGGAUCCCCAGAGUCUCCACGACGAGACAGGAUCUCCACACCACUGAGAGAGGCCAGUGAAGACAGAGUGACUCAGACUCCAGGAACAGCGAACAGCAGUGCUCCUUUCCAAGAAGACUCUAGAGAGCACGUACAUAGGUAUUCUGCAAAUGCUUCUGGACUCAUGGCUCCUCUCACUGUGUCCCUCCUGGAGACUCCCAAUCCUGAGGACCCAUCUUCCUUGGAGCAGGAUAGAGCUAACUGUGGUCUCAUGGCUGAGAUCAUAGGAGGGCCUGCAGUGGGACACACAGUGUCAUCUUACAAUCAAGAGGCUACCUUGCCAGUGUCUUCAGUAACUGCACGCCUGUGGCUGUCCUCAUCUCCCCCUGACAAUCGGCCUAGUGGUGAUCUUCCAGCUCUGUCCCCGUCACCAAUCCAUCAGCAUUCACCUGACAAACCACCCAAUAGGGAGGCCUGCCAGAGCAGAAGACAUGCACUCUUGGUCCAGAAUCACGUGGGUGGUGAGCCAUAUGAUGACAAUGCUGAAGAGACUGAACCGGGGGCCUCCUUGGCAUUCCCAAGAAAGCCCUUCUCCAUCAUACAUGCUGGAGUUGGCCAUUCCUGGACCCAGGAGAGAAAGCAUCCUACAGGGGUUAGUUGGCAGGAGCUUGUUUCCACCACAGACUCCAUCAAGCCCUGUUACAGUGAGGACGUCUCGUGGCUCAAGAGCAGGCCAAUCUCCGGGUGUUUAGACUCAGACUCUCCUUUUGUCUCCAGCUGUUCUCUCAAGGCGUCGGGGUCACUUUGUCCACUCACACCGGAGCAGGCACAGCAGGUGAUCAUCCGUGCACACCAAGAACAGCUGGAUGAAAUGGCUAAGCUGGACUUCAAGGAGGAGACCUUAAUGACCCAGAUGGAUUCUCAUGAUUUUGAAGAUUUUGUGACCCAGCUGGAUGAAAUCAUGGCUUUGAAGUCCAACUGCAUCAAGAGCCUGAGAAGCCAGCUGCAGCUCUUCCUCACCAGCCGCAGGCCUGCUGCAUCCUCUGACAGACCUGUGGUAUCUUAGAGGAAGGCCUCACUCUGGGGACACUACUGUGCUCUCUGGAGCUGAAAGAGGCUCUGCCAGGGCCUUCCUACAAACAGCCACUCCCUGGUCUCACCCUAGCCAUCCAUGGCCUUGGGUGGUCCCUGUACGUGGGGACUACCCUCAUCAUCAGUCAGUUCCACCACAGGGACACCUGCACAAAAGGACCAGGCUGCAGACCUUCGUGUCUCCUUCUAUCUGGGGCUUUGCUAAGCUGUGUCUGUGGGAACAUUCUUGGUGUAAUGACUCUGUACAUGUUCCUAAGUGGUAACCUGAGAGCAGAGAUCAGGGACCACACCAGCCUUUAUUGCUUCCAUGUAUGCCUUUCUGUAUUCAGAUGAGCUCCUCCCCUGCAGAGAGUGGAGAUUUAGUUUUGGAAAAUACAGAGUGAACAAGUUUCGAUAUCUUCAGAGUAACUGGGUGUGAGGUAGGCUUUAUGUUUACAGUUCCUUCCCUGCAAUCCAGCUUUGAGGGUGUGGAUAGCAGUACAUUUUCUUCACUUUUUGCUAAAACAGCAUGGACUGUGCCUCAUAGUUCUUGUGACAGAUCCUAACUCCGUCAGUGACUCCUCACACCCAGUGCCUCUGAAUGAUUAGGCAAGCUGGAGCAUCUCAGGCAAGUCCGUUGCCUUGGCUGGAAUCUUCCAGAGCAGUGCCGCUGGGCAGCAACACUCGAGGGCCUUUGCUGUGGGUGUCCUGGCACUGAGCCUACAAUCAGUUAACCCUUCAAGUGAGUUCUGGCUGUGUUACCACGUAGGCCAAGUGUUUUCAGGGUCCCUCAGUCAUUCUCUGAUGUUUCUGAAAACAGGUGUCUCACCAUUGAUCCCCGUCUCUACUUCACCAUCUCUGCUCCAGGCUCUCUGCAUGGGUGCUAGAAAUAAAACCACACUUUCGUACUUGCACUUAACUAUCCUACCAUCUCCUGUACCACCUUUUUUAACAUAAGGAACCCGAAGAGAACUAUCCUCCCAUCUCCUGUACCAUCUUUUUUAACAUAAGGAACCCGAAGAAAAACAAAGAGCCUACUAGUUUUGUAGGUCCCCCUGACGUAACCUAAGAUUCAUGAUUCACAGCCUGGGCCCUGAAGCCAUUACCACAUGAAUUUAAGGUCAAGAUAAGUCAGGUAUGACAUGGCUCACAUGUAAUUCCAGCACUUGGGGGGCUGAGGCAGAAUGAGUUCAAAGCCAGCCUGGACUAUGUAUAGUUAGAUCUGGCUCUAUUUAAAAGGCCAAAGGCUAAAUCCAAAAGGGCUGAAAGGCUCUACAGUCAGCCACAGGUACAUGCUUGAACUGACCACCAGAGGGCAGUCUGUUCCUAGCUUAAGGCUGUAUGGCAUCUCUCACCCCAGCCAAAAGGAUGUGGGAUUCUAAGGGUGAGGACCAGAGAAGCUUUAGGGAUGAGUUGUCAGCUACAGCAGUGCUACUACGAGUGGGGAAGCACUUCAGCCAUGCCUGUGACUGCACAAGGUGGUGUUCACAGGCAAAGGAACUUUGCAUCUUUUGAAGGCUACGUUGAGGCCUAUUUGCCCCUUCCUUCUCCACUUGUAUGGCAAGAAGGCAUACAGCCAUGGUCUAGAGCCUACCCUAGAUCAGGUUUAAAGGGAUCUUUGUAUCUGUAUUUGCAAACCAGAGAGGACAGGAUGGCCAGCUUCCGGGCCCUACAGUGGGAAGAGUGUACUGAGAUGUAGGGCAAAGUCUAGGUUCUAUACUAGGCCAGAAAAGACUGUGCCACCUACCUGAGUCAAACCGGAUUUCAAAAUAAAGAGGUUAAGCCAGCACGACAUACCUUUUAGAUUUUUAUUAUUAGUUCUCUGAAGAAUCAAAAUAGUUAGCAAAUUACUUUUGAUUCAAGACUGUAUUAUAUCCUUUGUAUUUAAAUCUUUAAUGGAGUAAAACAUAAUACAAACAAAAGAGACUGGUUUCUAUGCCUAAGUUACUCAUUGUGUCAUCCUAAAGUAGGGCUGGAGGAGGCCAUUCAAGAACUGGGGUAGUGCUGAGUGACAAGUCAUGGCCUUUUUCUCACCAGUGUGCUGGGAAGGGGCCAAGGGUUACUCAAACUGACAAGAGCUUCCUAGCACAGGGGCUCCAAUACCCUCGGCAGCAGAGGAUUAUGGUCUAAGCCAAAAAUAAUAAUAAUUAAUAAUAAUAAACAGUCUGAACAGGGGCACAUGGUU
This is a messenger RNA of Meriones unguiculatus (Mongolian gerbil), 6533 nucleotides long. RefSeq names its product kinesin family member 24 (gene Kif24). The coding region runs from base 357 to 4343 and encodes 1328 amino acids. Gene Ontology annotation, biological process: microtubule-based movement. NCBI's taxonomy places the organism in Eukaryota, Metazoa, Chordata, Mammalia, Rodentia, Muridae. The record is from RefSeq and is a predicted model, not a curated record. The transcript is spliced from 14 exons. Gene Ontology annotation, molecular function: microtubule binding; microtubule motor activity; ATP binding.